This is a messenger RNA of Galleria mellonella (greater wax moth), 1370 nucleotides long. RefSeq lists its product as uncharacterized. The transcript has a single exon. NCBI's taxonomy places the organism in Eukaryota, Metazoa, Arthropoda, Insecta, Lepidoptera, Pyralidae. The coding region runs from base 6 to 1193 and encodes 395 amino acids. The record is from RefSeq and is a predicted model, not a curated record.
CUAACAUGAAUAUUGAUAAAGUAUUUUUAUAUGUAGUGUAUUUGUAUUUAAAUUUUAGAACAGCGUAUAAUAUUUCAUUAUUAUCCAUAGUACACUUUAAAUGCAGUUCGUAUUUUAUAAAAUCUGAAAAAUGUUGCGUCGGAACAAUAUACCCAAAUUUUAUAUUGACUUCAGUUUUUUGUGCAGAAUCUUGUGAUACGGUACUCAUGAAGGAUAUGAAAAUCCCAAUAAACAACAUAUUUAUACAUCCACGUUAUAAAAAAUAUGUUGAAGGACAACAUAUACUGGAAACUAAUGAUAUAGUGUUAGUUAUGGUUACAUCUCAUCCUAAGGCAGUUACUCUAAAACUGAGCGCUAUGGAAGUUAUAUCUGCUAUUGGUCUAAAAGCCUUAAUUCCUAUACUGGACGACAACAAACCACGCCUUUUGGUAACUGUAAUACAGUCAUGUUCAAAACACCUACUUCUUAGAGGUUAUCACAUUUGUUCUAUUGGAACGUUGUGUAACAGAGUAUUUAACAACUGUCAAUACACAAACGGUUUACCUUUGCUGAUAGAUGGACAAAUUGUAGGACUAACUGGUUUACUUAGUUCAAAAUUGUGUAAUUUUCCACAGAAGAUCUUUACCGCUGUAGGUCCUAUUAUACCAUGGAUAAGAUCAUUUAUUAUAAAUAACAGAGAAGAUUCACUUCAGAACAGUUUCCAAGAUGCAGAAAGAUUUGAUAAAUUGAAAUUACAAACUAUUAAUUUACAAAAUAUUGACCUAAAGAGCGGAUAUAAACAAUUCCAACAAAAAGAAAUUACAAUACCAACAAAAAAUUCCACAUCGUACAAUUUAUAUUCAAAAAUGCAAGAAACUAAUAUGAACAUACUUCCAAGUAUAAGAAAAUUAAUAACGAGCUCCACAUUAUAUGAAACAUUAAUAAAAUCAGUUUUGAAAACAAAAUAUUCUGUUCCUAUAAAAAAAAAUAUCACAGAAUUGACUUAUUUUACACAAAUACCAGAUACAAACUUAUUAAAAACAUCAGAGUCUUUUAACAUUUCGUCCACUUACAGUGCUAGGCGCUUUGCAACUAAUGCCAUGGAUUGGUUUAAUAAAAAUGUAAGGAACAAAUUAAAAGAUAAACCACCGCCUUUGCUCGUACUUACUACCCCUAGAAUAAAUUAUAAUAAAGAAUUUGUAGACCUCACGUGAUAAGUUUAAUAUAUGACUCGUUAUUUAAAUAUUACAUGCCGUGACAUUGUAAUAAUAUACGUAAUUUACAAGUAGAAUAUGUUUUAAUAAUUGUUACACUAUCGUCAUAUCACUAAGAACUAAUACCUACUAAAUUCUCCAAAAAAUGAAACCGUGAUAGAUAAAUAAAAUAAUAUG